Molecule: messenger RNA, 738 nt
Organism: Suillus subalutaceus
Lineage: Eukaryota; Fungi; Basidiomycota; Agaricomycetes; Boletales; Suillaceae
Exons: 5
Coding region: 64-534 (156 amino acids)
Source: RefSeq, a predicted model, not a curated record
UGUGGGUGUAUCGAUCCUCAGCAGAGGUGGACGAUAUUCAACUUUCCACCAUGAUUUGACCAGAUGUUUGCGAAUCAUCGUGAAGAGAUGGGGUCUAGGUUACUCUCUGUGGCCUCUGGCUCAUCACCCUUGGAGAAUGAUGUUCAGCUCAUUUCUGCUGCUGUCAUUAUCUUCGAACAUUCUUUCUACGUUUUCGACAAGCGGCGCUAUCUUCAGGACAAGCAGAAGUCUGAUCCUUCUUUUGAUGUCGCUUGCGAGCAGUACAUUGCGUCUCCACGUGCAGCUGCUGUCAAGAAAGAUGUGAGGGCUGCCGCCCGCGCAUAUAAUGAAGCUGUGAGGAGCGCUGUCUACACGAAUCAAGGAAACCUGCUUGCUUGGAUGGCAAAGUUACCGUUUGAACCCUUCAAGAGGAAGGCGAAAAAAGCAAUUGAACGACCUCAGGAGGAGCAAGAAAUCUUGUGCUCUCAGGCGGAGGGGGAGUUAAUCAAGACUAUUCUUGAAAUCACUUUCAAUAAUCGCUUGCCAAGACCUUAAUGCAACACAACGUAGAUUGUGUUCCAGUGAGCAAGACCUUAAUGUUGGGCGAUACAAUACAAUGUGAAUGAUGUUCCGCUUCGGAGUGGAGCUGAGGUGUCUUGGCAGUAAAUGCGGUUUUCUUGAAUGGUCUGUCGCAGGACGUGGAACUGUAUGAAAUUAUUGUAUGAUCACGCAAAUAUUAAUAUGGCAUGUGUGUUUGAA